UCGUUAUGAACAUGGAAAAAUGCCUGGCGUCAAUAUGUAUGACUUGCCCAUCAGGCUUCCCUUGCUGCGCCGCGGCUUCCCCUCCUGCUACCGGAAGUGCUCCGCCGGUCGGUUUGGGAACGGCCGGGAGCAACAUGGCGGCAACCGCAGCAGCCGUGUCACGAGAGCCGCCGCCGCACACUCGCCGCCCUGGCCUGGGCGUGGGGCUCGGGCGGCCCCCGCGCUCGACGCCGCGCGGCCUCCGCGAGCCCCCGGCCAGCCCUUGGGAGCUGGUGAGGCCCUCCGUGACGGAGCUCUCGCGGGCCGUCAGGAGCAACAUCCUAUGCACGGUGCCCGGCUGCGGCAAGGUGCUGCCCAACCCGCCGGCUCUGAGCAUGCACCUCAGCAAGGCCCACGGCGUGCAGCAGAAUAAUUGGAAUACGUACAGAAGUUUCCAGCGGAGGGUCUCUUUGAGUAUGAGUACCAAGGAUGGAAAAAUAAAUCCUGCAAUAAGGAAAGACUUGAAGACACCACAGAAAUACUACUGCUGUCCUAUUGAAGGUUGUCCUAGAGGACCAGAAAGGCCGUUUUCACAAUUUUCUCUUGUAAGACAGCACUUUAUGAAAAUGCAUGCAGAAAAGAAGCAUAAAUGUGAUAAAUGUAACAAUUCCUAUGGCACCAUAUGGGAUCUGAAGCGACAUAGUGAGGACUGUGGCAAGACUUUCCAAUGUACUUGUGGGUGCCCCUAUGCUAGCAGGACCGCACUAUUGUCUCAUAUUUAUAGGACACAGCAUGUGAUUCCUGUUGAACACAGGGAUCCACCUAGUAAGAAAAGGAAAACGGAAACCUUGGUAUCCAGUCAGUUGGUGGGAGAAAAGGUUAAAGAAGCCUCUGUCAGGGUCCACACCAGAUGUACUAGCACUAAAGACUUGGAGACUUCUGAGAUCAAGCCAGCAGCUUCCUCUCAAGAUUCUAGCCGUUCCUAUACCACAAAGCAAACGCAGACACAGCAAAAAAAUACACCAAAGUUGCUUCUGCCCAAGCCAAAAGUGGCUUUAGUUAAACUCCCUCUAAUGCAGCUUACUCAUUUGCCUAUCUUUGUAUCAGCACCAGACUCUUCUGUCAAACCUGUUGUUGUUGCUGUUGAUGACAAAGGCUCUGUUAUGAGUACUGUUCACUUAAUGCCUGUGCCGGUAGGAAUUAUGAUAUCCUCACUGGGGGCUGAAACACUUGCAUUUAAAAGCACCUUGCCUCUGUCAAAAACCAAAAACGCUGCUAGCGUUGAGCCAGUCAGCACAGGUAUGCAGGUCAGUUUGGAUAAAGGUGCAUCUGAUGAUACAAUCCAAGAUCUAGAAGCCAUAUGUUACAAGAAUGGGAUCUGUUCAACAAAUGUACAGACAGACUUAUCGUAUAUUUCACAAAACUUUGUAACAUCUGCAGCCUGGACUCCUGAUUCAUCGGUAUCCUCUUGUUCUCAAACAGACCUGACAUUCAGUUCUCAAGUUUUGUUGCCAAUUAGUGUACAAACGCAGACACUGCUACCCAGUUCAAAGCUGACCUCUUCCAUAGCUGCUCAGACAGAUGCACAUGCCCAGGCUUGUUUUCAGUCAUGUGGAAUUUCUCGGGAGACUCAGACCAAUAGGUCGCAGAAAGAUAUUGAUCGGAGAGUACAAAUGGACCAGGCUGUAAUGUGCAAUGACAUUUUUGAUAGUGUUGGUUCAUCAUUCAGUGAUUCAACCCCAGUGGCACUUCCAGGCACCAGCUUGAUGAAUGCAGGCCUGGGUCAAAAUUUGCUACAAAGAGAAAGCUGCAAAUCUUUGAGUCCAGACGCUAAGUGUGAGCCAAUUAUCAGCUUCAGUACACAGAACAAUAUUCUCCCACAGCAAGUUAUGACAGACAAUCAGACCCAGACAAUGGAAUUACUGAAUGAUCUUGAAACUAUUUUUUCAAAUAAUACAGCGGGUCAGUCACUGGAUAACCGUAGUCUUUUGACUGAUACUAGCUCAAGUGUUGGCACACCCUUGCCUUCUGGCCCUACGCAGAAUGCAGGAAUUGAUUUUGACAUUGAGGAUUUCUUCACAGCCUCCAAUAUCCAAACUCAAACAGAAGAGACUGAACUUGGGAACUUGAACUCUGAGCCAGUCUUGGAAUCACUAGAUAUUGAAACCCAGACAGAUUUAUUUUCAGAUAAUGCCACCCAGUCUUAUAGUUGCAGAGGUAAUCCCAAUUUCUUAGGCUUGGAGAUGUUUGACACACAGACACAGACAGAUUUAAAUUUCUUUUUAGACAGCCCCUAUUUGCCUUUGGGGAACAUCUUGAAACAGUCUACCUUCUCUAUGAGCACAGACUCAUCCGAUACAGAAACACAGACAGAAGUACAUUUCCCUGAAAAAAAUGUCUCCAACCAAAUGGCAGAGAGCAAAGUCCAGCUGAAUAGUGCUGAAACACAAACCAUGGAUAGCUGCUUUGAAACUCUAGGCAGCUUAUUCCUUACUAGCAAUGAGACUCAGACUGCUAUGGAUGACUUCUUGUUGGCUGAUGUGGCCUGGAAUACCAUGGAGUCACAGUUCAGUUCAGUCGAAACACAGACUUGUGCAGAAUUGUGUUCUUUGUUUCAGGGUUCUGACAAAGCAAGCCAUUGAGUGCUGUUCUGAAACUCUCUUCUUUGAGGAUUAAGUUAUGUGUUGGUAGGAGGAACUGAUAUUGGAAUCACCUCAGCUGAAUGUAACUGGCCAUACACAGUUGGUUUACAAAUCUUGUCAUACUAUAAGGUACUUUAACUGUUGUGUGUUAUUACUAAUAUGAAUCCUGUGUGCAUAUGUUUACUGUUGUGUAUUAGUGUAUGUUUGAACACUUCAUAACUGAUAGUAAUCUGGUAUCUGCCUCUGCUAUGCUGAGUUGCAUUUUUUUAAAACCCAGAAUUCCAGUCUUGUAGACUUUAGUCAUGUCUGCCCUCUAAACUCGACUCUUAAGGCUGCAAUCCUGUACUUGGUAGUAAGCCCACUACAUGAAGUGAAACUCCUCAGUAAACAGACAUGGAAUUGCAUGGUUGGUGUGUGCAUAUGUGUAAGGACCAAAAGCUAGUUUUCUUUCUCCAAAUCCUGAAAAUGCAACCCCUCUCUUCAUUCUUGGAGGAGUAACAGCUGGUGCCUCCAUGUCAGUGGGACAGUAGAAUCUGCUCCAGAUUUUAAGGAACUUUUAAGGAGCUGUCCAAGGUGCUUAGGCCACCACUGUAUUGAAGUUAGUUGUCACAAUUCAGCUCAGAGUUAGUUAUGCCCUACAGUUCCUAUGAAUUCACCCUUCAGUAUGUUGCUGUGACAUAGCCUAACAGUUUGGCAGGAAUGUGGCAUACAAAUUUGCAGCUGGUGGUUGUUCGCUGGAAAACCAACCAAAGAACAGGAACUGGGUUUUUUCCUCAUCUGGCUUUUAAUAUUUCAUAUAGCCCCUAAGUAAGGCUUUGUACUUAAUACUUAUGGGUAGGUGGACAGUUGAAUAUUGGUGUCAUAUUAAGAAAAAGAUUCAGUAUACUUCAGGUUGUAUCCAGCUAAGUUAUACUCAGAGUAGACCCAUUUAAAUUAGUGAAACUAAGUUAACAUGUCCAUUAAUUUCAGUGGGACUGCUUGGAGUAUGGCUUAUGUUGGUUAAAAUGGGCAAAUCCUUACUGAUCAUGGAUUCGAUUUUCUUGAAACAAUGUCUGUAUCCUGGUAAAAAUCUAGUUUCCAAACAGUAUUGCCAGAUGUAACAAUUCUAGCAGGCAGUUUGGAACUGAGCUCAAUGGCUUGCAAAAUCUAUAUUUAGGAAGGAAAGGUAGGAAGACACCAAUGCAGAAAUGAGAGAUGUAACCUCAGAGGUGCACUUGGAUAUAUGUUAUUUAAUUCAAUGCAUUUUGUGUCAGCAAUUCUGACACAGUCACUGGUUAAAACUUGUUUUUAACUGGGCCUCUGGAAAAGAGUUGUUGACUAAAAAUUAUUUCCAGUAGUCCUUUUCAGACAUUUCGGUGUUUCUAUUUUUUAAAAAAACCUGUCCCUAAGAACUGAUGUCAAACAAUUGCUUUGGAAACUGCUGCAAGGCAAACCUUUAAAAAGCAAGGAGAUGAUUCCAGCUCAGAACAAGCUCACUAGGCAGCCCUUCUACCAAACAAUGAAGCUGUUCCUCAGAGCAACAGAUGGCUUGUGUUCAACUACAGUUUUUACCUGCUAUUGGACAUAUAGUUGUGUUUGUAAAUUCUCUGGAUUCUGGCUGAGUCCUGAGCUGCUUAUUUGUAGCUCUCAAAGGCCCAAACCCUUAGGACAGGGGUGGCUAGCCUGUGGCCUUCCAGAUGCUCCUGGGGUACAACUGACAUAAUCCCUGACCAUUGGCCAUACUAUCUGAAGCUGAUAGGAGCUGAAGUUCAGCAAUCUCUGAAGGGUACCAUGUUGGAUACGCCUACCAUGGGGCUGCAGUCAUUGUGUCUUGCUUUCCAACUCUUACCCAACCUACUCUGUGCAAAAUCUGAAGCGUUAGCAACAGCUCAGUGUUUCUGUUGAUGUUCUCCAGAAAUGUCUGUUUGUGUUUUUUGUUUAUUCAAGAGGAGUAAUAUCAUGCAUUGGAUAUUUUCUAUAUUCAUCAAUUAUAUGCAGGGCUUUUUCCCCCCUUCUCCCAGCAUCUCCUUGGCAGGAUUAUCUGUUUCUCAUUCUGUCUUGGAUUUGCAUUUGGAAGGAGAACUCUCAAGCGCGCCCCAUAUGUACAGAACACUUUGGUAUGUGCCAACUGAUUGCUUCAGUCAAGGAGGGGCACAUGCUUCUAGGAUGAUGCAAAUUGCACAAUUGUUCUUCAGAAGUGUUUGGCACACCCUUAGUUGAUGCUGCUUUACAGGUGAUGAAGCUGAAGAAUUAAACUAAGAUGUAGUUUUGUCAAAGAAGUUGGCAAGAGCAGAGUAAUGACCUCACUAUUGUGCACACUUUAUGUGUGCAUGCAUGCAUGCAUCAUGCAAGUUUUUAUCGAAGGAUAAUAUCCCUUCCAUGGUGGUAUUGGUAGAUCUCCAUGGUCACAGGAAUUGUUGUUGUUUUGAUUCAUUAUCUGCCCUUUGCCAUAAGAUCCCAGGUCAGGUUAAAACCAUUUAAAAUACAACAGUUUAAAAAUGAAACUCCGAAGGCUUAACUGUACACUUCUUAGGAUGCAACUAAAAAGACUCGAAUUACAUUGAAUGUUAUUCUUAUACUUCCACUGCAAAGCUAGCGUGGUCUAGCUUGCUGUGGUAUACAGCCUGGUAAUUGCAGUUUCAGAAUGCAGUAACCUUGAUGCGCUUUUGAUAAAAGUGCCAGUGUGGCGCACCUUGAUGUGCAUCUAUGCUCAGAGUGUAUGCAUACUACUAUGAAUACAUAUCUGAAGCUCUUCCACAAACAAAACAGGAAGCUGUCCUCUUCCUUUUCUAAAAAAUACUGCUAACGCAGUGGAGAUAAUGUUGAUAUAUAGUCCCCUUCUUAAAAGUUGAUGUGAUUGUCUUUAAGUAGCUACUUAUAGAUGAGCUACUUCCAGUACCCAGUAGUGCAGCUUUGAACUUUUGGUUCUAUUCUGUUACCAACAUCCUAUCCUACAUGCAGUGUUUCUGCAGUCACUCUUGUUGAACUGCUGUUGUGACUUAAUCAGUCCAUAAAUUUCUGCUUGUAGGAGGAGGAAUGUUGCAGACUCCUCUUGGGCUCAUGGAAGGCUUGAAAGUUCUCCACAACUUGGUGUACAUAACUACCCCACAAAUUACUUAUGUUCUCUUCCGGGAAUUGCAAAUCUACAUGCCCCACUUUUGGCUGUAUUGCUUUCUAAGUAAGAGUAAUCCAAGAAUGUAUUUGUUAGAGAAAAAUACUGACAGUAAUCAAUCUGGUCAUAUUUGCAAAAAGACUUGAUUUCUGAGUCUUUUACCCUCCCAGUAGCUUUCUAGAGACCUUGAACCUGUUCUAGAAAUAAGUAUUGUAACAUUUAGUUCUUUGGCUCUGUUAAGUCUUUUCCCCUCAACCUCAUCAUCAGAACCAGAAUGUUGCUCAGAUCGCAACUAUCCACUUAAUUCUUGUAUGAGUUUAAUAUGGGUUCAUUAAAGGGUUUUGGUGCAUAAGCUACAGUUUCAGCCUUUGGUUUUCCCAUUAUCUUGCAAUCAGGGUAACCUGCCUGCCAGCAGUUUGAAUUCUUAAAGAAUUGAUUUUUAUACAAGUGUCUAGCAAGACUUGAUAUGACCUAGAAGCAAGGGGCCUUAUUACAUGACACAUUAACAUGAUAGUUACAGGAAGAUUGGUUUCUGUGAAUAAAGGUUGAUACUACAGAUCCUUCUUCUGAGCUGAACAUUAUCCCUUGUUUAGAUCUAAACCACCAGGCCCUUCACAAAAGACCUAUUGAAC
This is a messenger RNA of Rhineura floridana, 6344 nucleotides long. RefSeq names its product ATM interactor (gene ATMIN). Gene Ontology annotation, cellular component: nucleus. NCBI's taxonomy places the organism in Eukaryota, Metazoa, Chordata, Lepidosauria, Squamata, Rhineuridae. Gene Ontology annotation, molecular function: transcription cis-regulatory region binding; DNA-binding transcription factor activity, RNA polymerase II-specific. The transcript is spliced from 5 exons. Bases 6 to 2621 code for a protein of 871 amino acids. Gene Ontology annotation, biological process: regulation of transcription by RNA polymerase II. The record is from RefSeq and is a predicted model, not a curated record.